UUGAUGGUCUGCUACGAUAUCGGAGUUUUUCAACAGCACUCGGUAGAAUAUUAAUUUAUAAUAGAGAUAAAAACGUCAAAUUUUCGUCAAAAUGCUACGAAUUGUCGCUCCCCGUUUCGUAUCAAAGAGGUGUUUAGUGGUACUCAACAGAAGUCUAACAUCAGAUCAACAUACAAGUAAUAAAUGUGGAGAGGAUAUUCCUGAAGUACCAGGAUUAAGUGAAAAAGUUGUCAAAGUUCCAAAUGAGCGUGUAGGGUAUGCAGGAGCAUCAAAAGAUGCAGAAUAUAAGUGUCCAGAAUACUUUUGCUACCACGUAGAUUCCUUUGGUGAUUCGUUUGUUGAAAUGGAAAAGUAUAGAUUGCCAGCACCAUCAGCUUUGAAACCAAAAAAGUGAAUAUUAUUAGAACAUUUUGUGUUAUUAUUAUGAAUUUUGAGUGAAAUCAAGAAAAACAAUAUUACUUUGUUAUAAAAUAUGUACAUUUUGGAUCGAAAGAAUAUAUGCAGUCAAUAAUGUGUAUUCGAUAAUUGUUCAUGUUUAGGAAAUUGAAAAAAGUAAAGACAAAAAAAUGUAAUUAUAUAGAUUCAA
Molecule: messenger RNA, 586 nt
Organism: Trichogramma pretiosum
Lineage: Eukaryota; Metazoa; Arthropoda; Insecta; Hymenoptera; Trichogrammatidae
Gene: NdufV3
Exons: 3
Coding region: 92-394 (100 amino acids)
Cellular component (GO): mitochondrion
Source: RefSeq, a predicted model, not a curated record